UGAAGAGAUAGAAGAUCUAAAGCAUGCUGUACAGGAAUCUGUGAAACUGAAUAAUCAGUAUGAAAAGUGCUUGAAACAAAUAAGUGUAAUGUAUGGACUUCCUUUCACAGCACAUUUGUAACUACUGAUUAAUUUAAUGGGAUUUUUUACUGAUACGAAGCCCAACGUGAUCCUUUGAACUAGCCCCUAUGGUUUUCACCUGAGAGAGGAGAACUGAGCCACUGGGAGAGAGUCUUAUGCUGGUACUGCAAUGCUGAGUUCUAGCUCGAUCACUGUGAAUAAUCUUCCUUUGAAGAAGAGGCUCUGUUUCCUGCUGAAACUUGUGUGCUUUGUCAGCUCAGUGUUAAUAUUUUGUGAAUUUUUAAUUUAUUAUGUGGUAAUUUUUCAAUGUCGAUGGCCAGAAGUGAAAGGUGGAGCUCACAUGAGUAAAAAAGAGACUUCAGCUUCAGUCCUAAAGGCCAUAAUUUUAGCUGAUACUCACCUACUUGGUGAAAUCAAAGGACAUUGGCUGGAUAAGCUAAGAAGGGAAUGGCAAAUGGAGAGAUCUUUCCAAACUGCGUUAUGGUUACUGCAACCAGAUAUUGUUUUUAUUCUGGGAGAUGUCUUUGAUGAAGGAAAAUGGAGCUUACCUCAGGCAUGGGCAGAUGAUGUCAGGAGAUUUCGGAAAAUGUUUAAGUAUCCAGUUUCUACUGAGCUAGUGGUUAUUGUGGGGAAUCAUGACAUUGGAUUUCAUUAUGAAAUGACCACUUACAAGGUAAAUCGAUUUGAAAAGGUUUUCAACUUUACUUCAGGAAAGCUAAUAACACGGAAAGGAAUAAACUUUGUCCUAGUAAACAGCGUAGCCAUGGAAGGUGAUGGCUGUGCUGUCUGCCGUACCUCAGAGGCAAAGCUUGUGGCGCUUUCUCACAAACUGAACUGCUCCCAGCAGAAACCAAAUCAUUCCAACAAAAGGUGCAGUGAUGUGGAAAAGCUUCCAGCUUCAGAACCCAUCCUUUUACAGCAUUACCCUCUCUAUCGGAAAAGUGAUGCUGAAUGCAGUGGAGAAGAUUCUGCUCCUCCAGGGGAGAAGAAUAUCCCAUUUAAAGAGAAGUAUGACGUACUGUCUCAGGAAGCAUCGCAAAAGCUGAUAUGGUGGUUUCAUCCCCGUUUGAUUCUCAGUGGGCAUACACAUAGUGCUUGUGAAGUGCUGCAUGCGGGGAAAAUUCCAGAAAUCAGCGUCCCGUCUUUCAGUUGGAGGAAUAGAAACAAUCCUAGUUUCAUCAUGGGCAGCAUAACACCAACUGACUUCUCCCUCCAAAAAUGCUUCCUUCCCUAUGAGAGCAGAGUCUUUACUAUAUACUGUGCAGCAGGUGCUCUGCUUGUAAUCCUGAUACUAGCUCAUUGUCAGCUUCUCACUCCACCAUUUUAUUUUGCUCAGCGUUUAAUCAGUAAGCAUAAAGCAGUAUGAAGAGCCAGACAUCUGCAUUCAGUCACUGAAAUACCAAAGCUGAGAACAGUCAAACAUCAGACUAUAUUCAUGCCAGCAAAUGACCUAAUUUGAUUGCUAGUCUGAAGGCAGGUUGCAUUUACACAUACCAUAGAAGUCCUAUACAGCUGAUACGACUACUACAGGAUAAAUAAUUAACUGAAAUGAACGUUUCAUGCUGUACAAAAAUACUGUAUUCUACAAUCAAAUGAGUCCUUUUCCUGCUAUAAUUUUUGUAUCAAAUAUGUAUAUUAAAAGUGUAACUGUACAUUAUGUAAA
Molecule: messenger RNA, 1744 nt
Organism: Harpia harpyja (harpy eagle)
Lineage: Eukaryota; Metazoa; Chordata; Aves; Accipitriformes; Accipitridae
Gene: MPPE1
Product: metallophosphoesterase 1
Exons: 10
Coding region: 251-1447 (398 amino acids)
Biological process (GO): GPI anchor biosynthetic process; endoplasmic reticulum to Golgi vesicle-mediated transport
Cellular component (GO): endoplasmic reticulum-Golgi intermediate compartment
Molecular function (GO): phosphoric diester hydrolase activity
Source: RefSeq, a predicted model, not a curated record